AUGCAAAUCUUCGUAAAAACUUUGACGGGUAAAACAAUUACUCUAGAAGUCGAACCGUCGGACACAAUUGAAAAUGUCAAAGCUAAAAUUCAAGAUAAAGAAGGAAUUCCACCUGAUCAGCAACGUUUAAUUUUUGCUGGUAAACAAUUAGAGGAUGGAAGAACACUUUCUGAUUACAGACUUCGUGGUGGAAUUGAACCAACACUUCGCAUGUUGGCACGAAAAUUCAAUUCUGACAAAGUCAUCUGUCGAAAAUGUUAUGCUCGACUACACUCACGUGCCGUCAAUUGUCGUAAACGUAAAUGUGGUCAUACAAGUAAUCUUCGACCAAAAAAAAUAUCGAUUUAUAAACUGUGA
Didymodactylos carnosus is the source of this 357-nucleotide messenger RNA. Lineage: Eukaryota; Metazoa; Rotifera; Eurotatoria; Philodinida; Philodinidae. The record is from the annotation of a GenBank genome assembly.